AUGAGUGCAAGUGCUAUCUUGUCUGACCUGCAGAUCUUCCACGGCAAACUGGUGAAGGAUCACCCUGAUCUUACUUGGGAUUUUACUGAAAUCGCCGAGUAUGUGAUUGGGGAGUUGGAGACUCCACCGGACACGGGGAAUGCGCCCCAAUCAGCCAAUGUGGAGGAGCCUAAAGGUGACUCUGUUCCUGUCUCUCCUUCCCCGAAGGCGCCUAGCGCAGGUGAUGCCAACUCAGGCGCUGAGUGA
Messenger RNA from Linum trigynum, 246 nucleotides. The record is from the annotation of a GenBank genome assembly. Lineage: Eukaryota; Viridiplantae; Streptophyta; Magnoliopsida; Malpighiales; Linaceae.